AUGAAGACCGUCCUCGUUAUUCUUGCCGUCGCCGGCUCUGUACUAUGUGCUCCAAGUGAUCCAAACGUCCUAGUAGACCCGCCAAAUGAAAGGAUUCGUGGCGAUCACAAAGGUUCAGUUGGCUCGGAUGAGAACGACAUCCAGGGUGGACCAAGAAGCUACGGUGACCAUACUGGUCACCCUCAUCACGGCCCACCGCCACCACCGUACCUUGGAAAUGUCAGUGACGAAGCUCGUCAGGAAUACUUCACUAUUGUUUCGAAUAUGAACAAUUCAAUUGGUCAGCAAAAGAAGGAUAUCCUCGCAUGGGCUCAGAAAAAUGGAGUUGAGGCCCAAGUCCAGGAAUUCAACAACAACAUGACUCUUUUGGAAACACAAGUAAAGCAGAACGUAACAAACGUUAUCAAUUCCCUACCAUCGGCUCUACAGCAGGUGCUCUCCAUCGCGGGCAAUGAAACUCUGACUCCUGAGGAAGCGAGAAACGCUAGAAAAGAGCUCAUGACUCAAAAUCCGCAGGUGUACAGCAUUAUAAGACUUGUAAUGGCCAACUUCCAUUCAAGAGCUGCUUUUCAGCGAGAUGGACCACCAAACUUUGCAGCCACGGUCGUCAGAGGACCAGAAGGUGGCAGUCAACCAGGUGUGAUGAUACUGGACGAAGAAGAUGAUGACCUCUAA
This is a messenger RNA of Haemonchus placei, 675 nucleotides long. The record is from the annotation of a GenBank genome assembly. NCBI's taxonomy places the organism in Eukaryota, Metazoa, Nematoda, Chromadorea, Rhabditida, Trichostrongylidae.